Molecule: messenger RNA, 1790 nt
Organism: Arvicanthis niloticus (Nile rat)
Lineage: Eukaryota; Metazoa; Chordata; Mammalia; Rodentia; Muridae
Gene: Slc19a3
Product: solute carrier family 19 member 3
Biological process (GO): transmembrane transport; vitamin transport
Cellular component (GO): plasma membrane
Molecular function (GO): thiamine transmembrane transporter activity
Source: RefSeq, a predicted model, not a curated record
GCUGAAAGGGCAAGUGAGCAGCACCCGCUUCCAUAGCCAUGGACUCCAGCUGCAGAACACCACCAAGCAACUCUUGGGUUUAUCCCACUGUGAUACUCUGCUUCUUUGGGUUUUUCUCCAUGUUCAGGCCUUCAGAGUCAUUCUUAAUCCCAUUUUUGUCUGAACCCAGUAAGAAUCUCACCAGCACAGAGAUGACAAAUGAGAUCCUUCCUGUUUGGACGUACUCUUACCUGGCAACGCUGCCGCCUGUGUUUGUCCUCACCGACUACCUGCGAUACAAACCCGUCAUCAUGUUACACGUUGUGGCCUUCGCCGUCAGCUACCUGUUUCUCUUGUUUGGCCAAGGUGUGAUGCUCAUGCAGACAGCCGAGUUCUUUUUUGGGAUUGUGUCAGCCACAGAGAUAGCCUACUUUGCCUAUAUAUACAGCAUGGUCAGCCCAGAGCACUAUCAGAAAGUAAGCAGCUACUGUCGGAGUAUCACACUGGUGGCCUACACAGCAGGCUCGGUGCUAGCCCAGCUCCUGGUGUCCCUGAUAAACCUACCAUACUCUACCCUUUUUUUCAUAUCCUUGGCCUGUGUCUCUGUGGCUUUCUUUUUCUCACUUUUUCUACCAAUGCCUAAGAAAAGCAUGUUUUUCCAUACAAAGUCUGACAGAGAGGCUUGUCCAAAACCACGGGAACCAUGUACUGUCCUCCAGGAAAACCAGAACAACAGAAGUCACCCAGAACUGUUUGCCAAGCCAGAGAAUCUAGGGGACAGAGAGAUGAGCAACCUGGAGCCAGAAAAUUCAGCUUUGAGACACUUUGUGUAUUGGUUUCGGGAUCUGAAGGAGUGCUACUCCUCAAAGCACCUUGUUUACUGGUCCCUGUGGUGGGCUUUUGCCACAGCAGGUUAUAACCAAAUCUUGAACUAUGUUCAAGUCCUAUGGGAACACAAGGCACCCUCCCAAGAUUCCUCUAUCUAUAAUGGAGCAGUAGAGGCCAUAGCAACAUUCGGAGGAGCUUUGGCUUCGUUCUCAGUGGGCUAUAUAAAGGUCAACUGGGAUCUUCUAGGAGAGUUGGGACUGGCUGUCUUCUCAGCUGUCAUCGCAGGAUCUCUGUUUCUCAUGAAUUACACACUCAGCAUCUGGGUGUGCUAUGCUGGCUAUCUACUGGUCAAGUCUAGCUAUUCGUUUCUUAUAACCAUCGCAGUCUUUCAGAUUGCAGUUAACCUGAGCUUAGAACGUUACGCCCUGGUGUUCGGCAUAGACACCUUUAUUGCCUUGGUGAUUCAGACCAUCAUGACUAUGAUUGUAGUAGAUCAAAGAGGGCUCCAAUUGCCAGUCACUACUCAGUUUUUAGUUUAUGGGAGUUACUUUGCUGUCAUUUCGGGGGUCUUCCUGAUGAGAAGCAUAUAUAUUCUCUAUUCAGCUAAGUGCCAAAAGGAAGUACAGAAUCUUGCUACCACCCAGAGCCCCGAUGAGCCACACCUACAAGAGCCAAGAGAUGUGUUAACAAAGUUCUAACCCAAUUACAUGGACUCCAGUUACAAAAGGGUAGGAUUUCAAGAUGGGCAGCCAGAAGUGCUUUGCCACACACAGGCACCCUCUAUCAGUACAGAUUCCAAAACCAUGACCAAAUUUCAGCCUCAGGCUAACUGCCCAACUAACUGCAAGCACUCCAUAUAUGGCCAUGACAGCUGUAUUAGUUACUUUCUUGAUGUUAUGACAAAAUCUCUAACAAGAAGCAACUCAAGGGAGGAACUUAAUGUCUCAGUUCACAGUUUGGAGGGAUACAUUCCAUUACAAGAG